This is a messenger RNA of Lottia gigantea (owl limpet), 1146 nucleotides long. RefSeq lists its product as hypothetical. The record is from RefSeq and is a predicted model, not a curated record. Lineage: Eukaryota; Metazoa; Mollusca; Gastropoda; Lottiidae. The transcript has 4 exons. Bases 544 to 957 code for a protein of 137 amino acids.
GUUUUCUAGAGAAAAAAGGUCGUCUCAAUGUAUUUAGAUUUCAAGAGUUUGCUUACACGUUUUCUACAACAACUUCAUAUUUAGUUCUAUUAACUAAGUAAGACAGUUUAAUCAAGAUUAAAUCAGAUCGUUCCGUCUCUCCUGUCUUACCCAGCGUCGGCUGGUUGUUCUGAAAUGUGUUCAGGUUACAGGUUACUGAUAUUGAACACCAGGUCUAUAAUGGAAGCCUUUUGACAUCCUGGAAUUGGUCUGAAGUUAACAGCAAGAUGGUAAAAUAAGGAUCUCCGGAUGACGUUCCUUUAAUUUAAUUUAAUAAGUUACAUGGGUUCAUCAUCCGUUCGACCAAAAUUACGUUAGUCUCACAAGCGGGAACAUUUUAGAUGGCAAAAGAAACAUGCUGUGAUGUCAAUAUCACCGUUUCCUGAGAUUUCUAGAUAGUAAAACCACCUUGUGUGAGGAUUAUUACCAAGAGUGUCUUCUUCAUUUUUACUACAUUAGUUUUAACUUACAAACAAUGAAGUUGCUAGAGGCUAUUAGUCGAUCAUGGAAUAUCUUGGAUUUUUUAUUCUUUUAGUAAUGGUUUUACCAAGUAGAUGUUUAACUUGCUGGAAAUGUAUAGGCGAAUGGUGUUCUGAACUGGAUAUCAAUGAUUAUAGAAUUAGUAAAAUAUCUUGUCCACAAAAUUCCUCUUGUAUGAAAGUGUAUUAUAAGAUGCAUGAUAAUUCUUCUUCUCUAAUAGAAAGUGUGACACGAGGCUGUUCUCUAGGGAAGUGUGAAGAUACAAGUGACAAGCAAUAUAACUACUGUCUAUCACAACGAAGAAUCUACGGUAUUGAUGGAUGUGCUUUAAAAUCAUGCUGUAAUAAUAAAGAUUUAUGUAAUAGUGCAACAAGUGCUUUUUAUACGACAGUAUUAAAUAUUUAUCUCCUCGUGAUACUGGGAACUGUAGUGUUAUGACACAGAUUGAAGUGUAUUUUACUUAAUAUCGACAAUAAAAACCGAUUAAUGACAUCUACCAUUAUAGAUCGAAAGAUUUAAUAUUCACGAGUCUAACAAUAUAGUGAGAUAGUGAGAUAUAGAAGUAACAUGGCCGUGAACUGGGAUAGUUCGUUUCUAAAAACAAUGAUGAUGAAAUAUUCUGAAAUG